Messenger RNA from Ornithodoros turicata, 2112 nucleotides. RefSeq lists its product as uncharacterized. The record is from RefSeq and is a predicted model, not a curated record. Bases 115 to 714 code for a protein of 199 amino acids. The transcript is spliced from 3 exons. Lineage: Eukaryota; Metazoa; Arthropoda; Arachnida; Ixodida; Argasidae.
UCGAAGCGCAGAAGGUCUUUUGUCCCGCAUUCGAAAACAGUCCUCUCUGCAAAACUGCUCGAUUGUUUUCUUUAGAAAGUACCGGAGCUAACACGUGGGUGUUUUCAAUACAACAUGCGUCGCGGUGCCUUAUUGCUCUUGUUCCUGGCUACGGUAUCGAUGGGUGUGUCCAUGAGACCUACGAUGAAGCCUCGUACUCUACUCAGUCUUGGUGGCCUCAAAGAUGCAAUCGUUGGUGCAUGGAAACGACACAGUGCGAAGGUACGUCAAUGCUUCGACAAUGUCAUACAGAGCAGAUGCACGCAAAUGAUGCAAGAGUUGGAACUAGCGUCCGGUCGGUACCUCUCCGGUACAGAUUUGGCCCUGAAGACAGUGUGCUGCAAAAUCCCAAACCUGCUCGACUGCAUAACGCAAAGUUGUAGCCCAGCGAUUGGACUGGUCGCCAGCUACGCCAAAUCCAAAAUCGACGCCAAACUGCUCAAUAUCUGUAUGCUUCAAGAGGACAAGAUGGACUGCGGCGGCGAACCAGCCAUGGUGAUAGCGGAGGAACUGCGAGUUGAUCCAGGGCUCGCUGUCAGCGCUGAGCCCGCUGCUAGCGCUGAGCCCACUGCUAGCGCUGGGCCCGCUGCUAGCGAUGGACGGUCGUUGUCAUUGUCUGCGUUAACGAUGAUGCUCUGUGUCUUUUUUGUUCUCUUAAAACAGCUAAGUGGAUGAGCUACCAAACGUUUCGUGCAGCGGAAAAUCAGCAGACGGGAAACAAGGGAGGGUAGGCCGAUUUUUCGGCAGUUGAUGUGUGUACUCGUUCUCCUCCAAGUUGUUCUAUUUUACACUCGGUUAUGUACGCAUUAGGGUUACUUAUUUUCUUGGCGCCUUUGAGAUUGUUAGCGUCAUCGUAUUUUCAAAUUGUAUUUGUUGACUCGACUAUUUCGGGUUGGGGAGAAGUCGUCCAGUGAUGUGAUCAGUUCUCAUGCUUUAGCCGAUUAUUUAUGUUAUUGAUUUUUAUCAUUAAUAGAUGAAGAACGUGUCAGCCAUUAGAGCGAAAUUGCCAAAUGUAAAAACCGUACCUUUGUAAUGUCAAGACGCUGUAUUUAAGCAAUGACGUUCAUUGGCUUUAGAUGUAGCUCGGAAGUGACCCGUAUAUUCUGAGCAUUGCAGGAAUUGUACGGUGGAUGAUGUCCUACAUCCCAGAGGCUCUUUGACGGAAAGACACUCCAAAAUUCGCAGCCUCGUCUGCUUUCGCCAGGAAUCUGGCCUCGCUCAAAGGCUAUGAGUACUGCUCGGACUUCUCAUCAACUCUGGUAGUGACUGCCCUAGAUCUUAACUUUCGGCCGUCAUCAUUCCUUCAUCUGUUAUCACAUCAUCUCAUCUCAUCCUGGCUGCAGUCGCGACGCAGCCCACAUAAGUGAGGCCAACAACGGCAAUCCGGUUUGCGUCGCCACCACCACCACCGUAUUCUGAGAAGACAAAACGGACUUGAACAGUGAUGCAUCGUGGGAAGACAGCCCUCGUGCAGGUGUUUCGCAUGGUGUACUCCCGGCCACUGGACGGAACUACGAUCGAGUGAGGACUGCAGGUGCCAGAAGAGACUGACUCUUACAAGCGCGUCCUUAAAAGAAGGGGGCUCAGUAUAUGAAUGGCAGAUAUUUGGUUAAAAGAAAGAUAAUGUCUUCUCGACUCGCCGCACCUCAAAAGACUGAUGUUACGAGAACCUCAGUUGCCCCACACUUGUAGCACUCGUACUUAGUGCGGUGACAAUGUUGUGUAUUCAUUUAAAAUGACUGGUUCCAAAGUUGUGAUCAUUUAAAAUGGGUGGUUCCAAAGCUGUGUUCAUUUAAAGCUGUGAGAUGAUUCAAAGCUGUGUGAUGAUUUAUAAUGACUCGUUCUACCAUUUUGUGCUCUACUUCAAUAUUACCUUACUUGUGACUAAGCUAUGCUUACUCAGCUCUUCCUAUUGGGUAAGCUAUAUGUAUUGUUUUCCCAUUAGAUGCUCGCAAUGCAUGUUAGCCAGAAAGUGGGCUGAACCUCAUCACGAGCAGAACUGCUGGUUUUUGUUCAGUCUCCCUGGAUCAUGUAAAUUGUGUACUAUGAUGCGAAAGAAAUGUUCCGAUUAUA